AAUUCCAGUCGCAGCUGAGUGGGGAUGUUGGUGGAAAUAGAAUCUGAUACUAUACCAGGUCACCUAGGCAUUAUCUCUACCAAUAUACAAUUAACUAAACAAGGAAUCAUAUAUCACACCACAAAACCAUCUCCUGUUCGCGUGCAGAUAUGGAAGUUCAAGCCGGAAAGAAUCGUGGAAGUGGGAAAAGGAUGAGUAUAGUAGUGGGACCAUGGGGAGGAAAUGGUGGGACCAGUUGGGAUGAUGGAUCAUACCAUGGAGUUAGAGAAAUUAAACUUGUUUAUGAUCGUUGCAUCGAUUCGAUACGUGUGGUAUACGAUAAGAACGGUAAGCCUGUCACAGCAGAACGACAUGGAGGCAGUCAAACGGUCGAGAUAAAGCUGCAAUAUCCGGAGGAAUUUAUAACAAGUGUGAGUGGAUACUACUGUCCGGUGGUGUACGGAGGCAGCCCAGUGAUCCGAUCACUUACAUUCAAAAGCAAUAGGAGAAUAUUUGGUCCGUUUGGAGUUGAAGAAGGCACGCCUUUCACUUUUUCAGUAGAUGGAGGUGUCAUUGUUGGUUUCCAAGGAAGAGGUGGUUGGUACGUGGAUUCGAUUGGGUUUCGUUUAUCCCGUGUCCAAACACCCAAACUCUUUCAAAGGGUUCAAAAGGGUCUUCAAAGGCUCACUAGCACUGCUUCCAAGCAUAAAGAUGCUGCAAAUGAUAAUGCUUCUUCAAAGCCUUAUUAGAUAAUAAUAUAAUAUAUGUAUGCUCUUUAUGUUGGUAUGAGUUUUUAUGUAGAAAAAAGUCACAAAAUGGAGUUGAAAAAUUAUGUUUUAAUGUUUGUUCCUUUUGUAGUACUAAAAAGUUGUCUGGAUAAUGUAAUAUAUACUUCGUAUUGACCUUUUAUUUUGGAUGCCUCA
Messenger RNA from Ziziphus jujuba (common jujube), 902 nucleotides. Its product is annotated as jacalin-related lectin 19. Gene Ontology annotation, molecular function: carbohydrate binding. Bases 150 to 728 code for a protein of 192 amino acids. Lineage: Eukaryota; Viridiplantae; Streptophyta; Magnoliopsida; Rosales; Rhamnaceae. The record is from RefSeq and is a predicted model, not a curated record. The transcript has 4 exons.